Paramecium primaurelia is the source of this 1476-nucleotide messenger RNA. NCBI's taxonomy places the organism in Eukaryota, Ciliophora, Oligohymenophorea, Peniculida, Parameciidae. The record is from the annotation of a GenBank genome assembly.
AUGAUCAGUCAAUUACUAUCAGAACACAAUUUUCUUACAUCCAUCACUCAUCAUAAGCAUUCUUCGUUGGUUACUCAUCUAUCAUCACCUCAUAAAACAUAGAUAAAGGCUAAUCGGUAAAAUCGACAUAUAGAUUGUCAAGGAGAAGUAUAUGAUAAAAGAGAUCUAAUUAAUGCAAGUAAUGAUAAUCAAUUGUUAAAACCUGAAACUGUGAGAAAGAAUAAUCGACUUAAAUCAAAACCAGCAGUUUCAAGAUUUAUGAAGAAAUUAAUUAUAUCUAACUUCAAAGAUAAUAAAGAAAUAUUCUAUUCUGUUACUCCUAUGUAGCCAAUUUAUGAUCAAUUUAAAUAAAGAUAUGAACAAAGGGAAAGAGAUAGAGUAUUUUAAAACCAUCAUUUUGAUAAAGUUUAUAAACAUCACUUAAGUAGAGCCAUACAAUAUAUAUUGUAAUAAGUAUUAAAUUUUCUUUCAUUUGAUGAUGUUUUUAAAGUUAAUUUAGAUAAAAGUGAUUAUGAUAGAUAUUUAUAGAGAUAACCAAAAUUAUUAAGGAAUUCUGUGAGUUCAAUGGAUUUAUUAAAUCUCUAAUAAACCUAAUUGGAUAAUGAAUUGACAACUAAUAGAAAAAUCUAAUUAAUAGCUAAUGUAUUUUCGGAUCCUCAUUUCAAUGCUAAAGAAAGAUAAGUGUUGUAUUAAGUACUUAGAUUUUAGAUUGCAUAAGCUUAAAAAUCAAUUGUAAAAUUAGAAAAAGCCAGCAUAGGAAUUAAAGCAUUAAAUCGUUUUUAGACUAAGAAAGAAGGUCAUUUAGAAUAAUUAGCCUUCAUUCUUGAUUAUAUGUAAAAUAAUUAUGAUAAACUUGUUAAAUUAAUAUGAUUACAUUUAAUUAUUAAAUUAAUUCUCUUUUAUUUAUGAGAAUCUAAAAAUAUAUAUAAAAUUUAAAUGCAUUCUAUUCUUCUUAAUCCAAUCAAAAAUUUAGUUUACAUUAUAAGAGCGUGCCAAAUAAUCGAAAGACAAAUAUAAAUAACAUUAAAAAAUGGCAAGAACUAAAUAAACCGCAAGAAAAAGUACUGCUGGCAAUAAAAAGCCUACCAAACAUUUAGCUACUAAAGCUGCAAGAAAGACUGCUCCAGCUGUUGGUCCAUCUGGUGGUUUAAAGAAACCACAUAAAUUUAGACCAGGAACUGUAGCAUUAAGAGAAAUUAGAAAAUAUUAAAAGUCAACUGAAUUGUUAAUCAGAAAGCUACCAUUUUAAAGAUUAGUAAGAGAAAUAGCUCAUGAUUUCUAAAAAGAAUUAAGAUUUUAGAGUUCUGCAAUUUUGGCGCUUUAAGAAGCAGCUGAAGCAUAUUUAGUAGGAUUGUUUGAAGAUACCAAUUUAUGUGCAAUUCAUGCAAGAAGAGUAACUAUUAUGUCCAGAGACAUACAAUUAGCUAGAAGAAUAAGAGGAGAAAGAUUUUGAAUAAUAUGACUAAAAUAUGUGGC